Messenger RNA from Malassezia restricta, 1686 nucleotides. RefSeq names its product RMND5B protein. The record is from RefSeq and is a predicted model, not a curated record. NCBI's taxonomy places the organism in Eukaryota, Fungi, Basidiomycota, Malasseziomycetes, Malasseziales, Malasseziaceae. The transcript has a single exon. Bases 1 to 1686 code for a protein of 561 amino acids.
AUGAAUCCACCAACACACGAUACCAAUGGCGCAUGCUCAAUUACAUGUGGCUCGUCAGCCACACGAAUCAGGUAUGCCGACGCGAAGCCUCGCGUUGAACUUGAACAUACUACGAAGAGGGAAAAUGCGCCUGUUUCUUUAUCGCCCGUCGAGCAACCCUCUAUUUCAGCUUGUGUUGUGCAAUCGCCUUGGCCAGUAAAGAGUUCAAUAUCGCGCUUUCCAGGUGCAGAUACAUCAUCGACGAACCAGGUCAAGAAUUGCGGGACCUGGAAGGCCCAUUUCAAAGAGCCACACAACAAAAGUGCGCCAGAGCCUCAUUCGCGUGCGCGAAAGAGCUCAAUCGGUGGGCUUGUUGGUUCGCCACAUCCACGAAAGUGUGGCACAAUCGAACCAGAAAAGACUUGUCGACGUCAUCGACUUUCACCGGCUGUGAUUCCUCAUCUACAUGGCCAAGUCGGGGACGAUGAUGAAAACGGAGAUGAAGACAACGACGACAAUGAGGGCGAUGACGACAAUGAGGGCGAUGACGACAAUGAGGGCGAUGAUGAUGACGUCGAUGACGAUGAUGACGAUGAUGAGGACGAUGAUGAGGACAACGGUGACGAUGAUGACGAUGACGAGUAUAAUCGGGCUGCCGAGGGAGGCGGAUCAAAGACAGUGUCUAAUUCUUCAAUCCUGUUACAUGGUGCUCGCAAGUCGAAUGUCACUAGCAUUCUGGAAUCUAAAGAAUCUCAUCAUGCGCUAACUCGAGCAGAAAAUGACCGUCCAUCAAUUUGUCGCCGUGGCUGCCUUGCUUUUGUUGAAGCCCCUGUAUGUCGUCGAUCGGUGGCACAUGAAAGGUUGCUUGAUACAAAAAAUACCUCCUAUACCCAGCAGCGAUCACACACAGCGCCACUCGUUAUCAUGGAGCGCGCAAAACCACGUCGAUCCAUGUCUCUUACACUAAAUGAGCAUGACGCAUCAGACCCAUGUUCUACAUGGGUCGAACAGGGCCUAGAAGUGGAUGAUGCAUAUCCGUGUCGGGAACACAGGACUGGUCAUAGUCUUGACCCGAUUACGGCAUGGACGGCUCCUGCAUCGCGACAGUCAUACUCGCUGCGGCACAAUAUGCAUCCUCCGUUAUUACGUGCUUCCAGCACGCCUGGCCAUGUUUUUACGUCCCUCACACCGCCCAUGCCAUCGCCUGAGCACGACAAGACCGAAGAACUUGCCUUGGUGGCCGAGCGUUUGUUAUUACAUCAAGAGGACGAGACAGACAUAUCGGAGCACGCGUCAGGCCAGGCGGCAGAUGACAGUGACAAUGAUGACGGCAGUGUUGAAGAUGAGUCUCAAAGUCCGUCUUCGAUUAGUAUGACUCCCCGCACCAUGUCGUUUUAUCGUGAUCCUCAUGCUACGGCGCGGUCAAGUCCUUGGCCUCGGAGUUUGCAUGCGAGUGUCACGCCUGUUCCUCGCCCACUCAAUGUGGCCCAUCCGCCAGAGUCAAAGCCUCGGGCCUACUCUGUCUCGGGUGCCCAGAUCUCGACGCCCAGUUUCGUGUCAUCUCAUCGACCAUGCGUCCAGCCAUCAUGUAUCGCUGUGAGUGACGGGCACCUGCGCUCGCCUCCGAUGGCUGCUAUCGACUGUCAACACGUCCAGGUUGGGUCCCCACCCUGCAGUACAUGCCACCCUCAGCCACUAUCUCGCUAA